UCUGCUUGCCUCACCUGGAAAUGCUGCCCCAAGUCAUAAACCUGUCCUCGGUGCUCACAGCCGACGCGUUCGCAGCGCGGACAGCAGUCGCCCGGAUAGUGGCUGACGUGAAUGCAGGCAGGCGGCAGAGCGGCGCAGUCCGUGCGGGCACAAGCUGCUCCUUCCGCCGUGCACUCACACUGGAUGCAGUGGUCACUAUCCAGGGAAUACCACUCCCCUGGGAAGUACAGGCUCCCGUUGGCAUCGCACGUGCUGACUGGCCCCGCCAGCCCGGGCCGAGGCACCCUAGCCAGCAGCAAUGCCAGGCUCAGCAAAGGAAAGGGCAUCGCCAAACUCCAGGGGCGGCUGGGCAGAGCGGGGAAACGGCAGAGAAGCCGGCGGAGAAAACCCGCGAACCCGCUUUUCUCCAGGCGAAAGGAUCCAGCCCGCGGCUGACAAGCAACCUGGCCGGCCCUGCGCUCCUUUGCCCUUUGUGCAGCCGCCUGCCCCGGAGUGAAACCCGAGCACCCCUUCCCCAAAAGGGAGGGCGGAACCUCGGAGCUGGGAGGGGCAGAUGCAUUGCCCCCCCUGCCUGCCCCCCUGCCUGCUUUGCCUCCCGCGCUCCAACCCGCCUUCACAGCCCCCCGCGCUUCCCCCCAAAAAACCCUCCGAACUUCGCACCUCGGAGGAUCGCGCUGCCUCCCGGCUCGGAUGCCCCCGCGCCGGCCUUUUCCUUCGAUGCCCCUUUAAGGUUCUGGGGACGCGAACUGAGUUUCUCCUGGGAGCCAUUGAAGCCAAUGCCAUCGCUCUGGAGGAUGAUAGAAGAGCAGCUAGCACCCAGCGAGAGACUGGAAGUGAAGACUAUUUUGGGAAUUGAUCUUGUGGACUACAGCUUGGAGCUUCAUAAUGAGGUAAAGACUCUCUUGGAAUUCUAUCAAGAGCUGCAGUUGGACCAUUUUGAGCAAAGACCUGAUAAUUGCAUCUUGCUGGCUGCUCCUCCCCACCGGAAAGAACUAGUAAGAGAGGAGAUUCGCCUACUCCUGGUUGGCUUGCAGCAAAAGGCUUUGCAGGAGGGCAGGGACCACGACUGUGCCAUUGCUAAAUACAACACACAUGUAAUCAACUUCGCUUUCAAGACAAAUGUUGGAAGUAAUCGGCCAUCAUCUGGGAGCAACAAUCUCAUCAGGUCAUUGUCCUGUAGCACCACAAAUGAUUUGGAACCAUAUUCUGAUAAACUGAAUAUAGCUCAGAUCGGCGAGAUAACCUCUAGACUUAGGACUUUGCUAGAGGAUGAAUGCCAUGCUCUGGAAAGAUACAUUACACAUUUACAGAACCAACUAGAGGAAGUGCAUCAGCAUGCUACUGAGCUGCAAGACAAAAUGCAUGAACCCACCAUGGCUGAACUACAGGAAGAGAAACGUGUCAUGGAGCGGGAUUUGCAAUUGAGCCUGCCCAAGUCAUGUCCUAGGCCUCCUUCCCUGAUGUCAAACCAGCUUGGGAACAGCACCCAUUUGUCUCAGCUCAGCCAUCCAAGAGGCUUAGUGAAAGGGCCAGGAUUUGGACAGAUCAAUCCUGCUUCUAAUGAGAUUCCUUCACCAGAUCCCAGGGAUCAGAUUUCUCUACUCUGCUAUCGGCCAUCAUCCCGAUGGAGCCAUUCGACAAGAACCCCUUUGGGAUGGAUGCAUCAGAAGAGUGAGGAUUCCAACCAGGCAAGGAAGGACAGUGACACUAAGUUGCCUACAACAUUAGGACAUCCAACUGCUUCAGUAUAUAGAUCAGCAUCAGCAUCAGCAUCAGCCUGGGAACCUGCUUUUCUUCCCAUGCCUCCUACAGAACCUUGUCCACCGUCUCGCUUUUGUCCCCGUAUUAGAUUAUUGCAGUGUAAAGGACCAAGCUAAGAAAAAUAGAACUUCCUCUUCCUCUUGACAUCUCACCCCUUGCUCUGUAGCAACAGUGCCCAUUGAAACUGUAUGCUGCUGUCCCCUAUGCUUGAAAUGGGCUUAAUGUUGGCUAUUGCUGUCUUUGCUCAUUCUUAUUUUCAAAUUCAUGGAUUCCAAAGAAAGUAACAAGGCCAUGCUAAAUACCCCUUCUUCUGUACAGAUAAGUGUCCUGGGAGUGCAGCAGUGCCCCCUGGGAUCCUUUCUCCUCCUCCUCUCCAUUAGUCAAUACAAUAAUUCCAUUAUAACAUUAAAGAAAAGUUAUGGCUCCUCAAAUCGCCCUUCCGAUCCCACAAAAAGAACUGUACAUCCUGAGUUCAGGAAUAUAAAUUUCAUUAAAAUCUAUGAGACUUUAACAAUCUACAA
Molecule: messenger RNA, 2282 nt
Organism: Pantherophis guttatus
Lineage: Eukaryota; Metazoa; Chordata; Lepidosauria; Squamata; Colubridae
Source: RefSeq, a predicted model, not a curated record